Cotesia glomerata is the source of this 3387-nucleotide messenger RNA. RefSeq lists its product as uncharacterized. Lineage: Eukaryota; Metazoa; Arthropoda; Insecta; Hymenoptera; Braconidae. The transcript is spliced from 3 exons. Bases 605 to 1438 code for a protein of 277 amino acids. The record is from RefSeq and is a predicted model, not a curated record.
GUAAUUAGAAAUAGAUAAGGAAAUUACUACCUUUUGAGCAAUAGCCUGGUUCGUUUCUCGAUUUGAAAGAACCUUCCUUGAUGGUACUGGAUUAUCUUUCGUCAUUCCAGGCGAGAAGUUGAGCCUCUUAACUGGUUUCAAUCUUUUUCCACGGCCAAGCAUUGGACUUUUUAUUUUGCUUGACAAAUAAUCUUUGUCAUCUUCAAUAUAUCAAUUUAACAAAACAAAAUAAAGUUGUUGCAUUGAAAUUUUAUGAAAAAAAAAUUAUAAUUAAAAUUAUAUAGUUUUGAUGAAAAAGUAUGAAUCGUUAAAAUAAAUAUGAAAAGAAACUUACCACUUAUUUCUAUAACAGUACAAGCUAUCAAUUUCUUGUUGAUUGAAACACGGAGAGUUUUACUGCGGCCAUUAUCAGCUUGUUUGAUCAAAUCCUUUGUUCCACGGAUUGUGUAUUUGUUAUCAUCAUCGAUCAGAAAGAUGUUUUGGAGCUGGACAACCUUCUUACCUCCUGAUGCCACUUGAAUGAUAGCGAAAUCCAUUGCUAUUGAUACACUCAAAAAUAUAUCAAUGUCAAUGUAUUGAUUACACAAGUAAAUCGAUUUUAACAAUGAAAAAUAAUCAAAACCGAUACGGUGUUUCACGUUUUUCUGUUUAUCGCAGGAAGAAAAAAUUGUAUGACUUACAUUUAAAAACAUUUCUAAAUGAUCUUUUUUUUUCCUCCUUACCAGCAGACAUUAUUGAACCUCCUAUCAUCUCCAACCCUGAAUCACAUCUUAUUCACAACAAUGAAGACAUUACCCACUACAUUACAACACAGAUAAAAAAAUCUUAUUUUUCCAACACUUACAAUGAGUCUAUUUUAAUGAGCGAACCAGACCAAGUUGAUAACUUUAAUGUCACCAAUGCAAUGGACCAUGAAGAAUCCAUCAAUGAAUGUGUUGAUAGUCAACGUAUAACUGAUGAAGUUUUAUCGAAUCAUUGUGAGACAAAUUCUAAUGAUACUACUUUCAUGGAUAGUCAAUUAAAUAGUUUAAUGUAUCCUGUUAUACCAAAGUCAACGAUUACUGCUAAAGAUCACCUCUUAGCAGUAAUGAGUUUAGCUUCAAAAUUUAAGUUCACUUAUGAAGCAUCAUUGUCAAUUUUACGAUGGAUUAAUUGUGCGAGUGUUGGACAAAUACUACCAACAAAUAAACCUGCAUUAGAAAAAGUGUUACUUCAGGAUAAUAGUAUAUUCACCAAACAUUUUUAUUGUGAAAUUUGUAAUAUUUAUUUGGGAAAAGAUGAAGUAAUUGAUGAAUGCUAUUCAGAAUUAUGUAAACAAGAAAAAUCAGUGAAGUUUUUUCUCCAAAUAAGUUUGAAAUCACAAAUUCAACAAUUAAUGGCACUUCCACAGAUCGCAUCAAGUUUGAAAUACCGAUUUUCACGAAGCAAAAAAUCAUGAAAAUAUUGAAGAUAUUUAUGACAGUCCUAGUUAUCUUAAACACUGUGAACCAGGUGGAUUUUUAUAUAAUUCUUGGAAUUGUACUUUAACAUUUAACACUGAUGGUGCAAGCUGUUCUAAUUCAUCUAAUACUAGCGUUUAUCCAGUUUUUUUACAAAUAAACGAACUCCCUCCUCAUUUACGGAUUAAACAUAUGCUUUUAAGUACGAUUUGGGUUGGAAAAGGUCAUCCUGACAUGAAUCUGCUGUUAGAUCCUGUUAUCACCGAGUUAAAUGAACUGUAUGAAACUGGUAUUACAUGGUCUUCUGAUGGAGUAAAUUCAAAUACUAGUAAAUUUGCAGUUUUAAUAUGUAGCGUAGAUUCUGUUGCCCGUCCAAUGAUUCUCAACAUGAAGCAAUUCAAUGGUGAAUAUGGUUGCACAUUUUGCUAUGCUUCUGGGCGUCGGUUAGCUAAGAAAAUGGUGUACCCCUUUGAGCGAAUUAUUGAACACCGCAAUAAUGAUGAUCUUAUCUCCCAGGGGCUAAGAGCUUUUGAAUCUCAAGCGCCUUAUUUAGGAGUCAAAGGACCAACAAAUUUGACAUUAUUGCCACUGUUUGACUGCAUAGAUGGAAUGGUUGUUGAACCGUUACACAAUGUUUUUCUGGGCGUAACAAGACAAUAUGCACUACUGUUAUUCGCUGGGGAUCCGAAAGCACCAUAUUACAUUGGAAAACCGUGUCAUUUACGACGUAUCAAUCAGCGUCUAAUCAGUUUAAAGCCACCGAAUCGAAUAUCUCGAAGACCAAGAUCAAUAUACAGCAUAAAACAGUGGAAAGCCUCCGAAUGGAGAAAUUGGUUGCUGUAUUACUGUCUACCAUGCUUGGAAAACAUCUUAAAACCGAAGUAUAUGAAGCAUUUAGCCAAGUUAUGUCAAGCUAUAUACAUAUACAAUUCAGAUUCAAUAUCCUUUAGUCAGUUACAAGAAGCACAAACUCUCUUGCAAGAUUUUGUUUCUGAUUUUGAGGUUUUAUUUGGCAUCGAAAAUAUGUCGUUUAAUGUUCACUUGCUGCGUCAUAUACCUACUACAGUUGAAAAUUGGGGGCCAUUGUGGUGUUAUAAUGCAUCAGUAUUUGAGUCCUGGAAUAAUAAAAUUGUAAGCGAAAUAACUAGUCCGAACGGAAGAGAAAUUCAAAUUGCUUCGCGAUUUAUGACGAAGAAAUAUAUUGAAAAUGUAUGUUAUGAUGAUACCGUUAACACUAUUACUCAAACAUUUAUUAAAAAUAUUUUUGAACGCAGAAAAGUAUUUGAUGACACUGAUCGUAAUCAUAAUUUUAAAGGUCUUGGCGCGAAAAAAAGAAGAAAAAGUAAAAAAUUGGAGUACAAUGCUUUGAAAAAAUUUGGCUAUAAAAUCAAAAUUCUCACGGAAUUUAAGAAAGCUUUAAUAAAUAAAAUUGAUUUUCGAUCAAUACAGCAAGUAAAAUCUCAUAGCCAUUCCAAGCUUUCUGUCUUUAGCAAAACAAAAUUCAAUAAUACUGGUGUUUUCAACAAAAAUAUUGGGUUUGGUGUCAUUCGAGGUAUUGUUGAAUUUGAAUAUAAUGAUGAAAUCAUUCGUGGUAUCUUCAUUGAAAAACUUAAAUGCAUUCGAGCAAUGUAUAACACUAGCUACAUUUUCAACGUCAACUUGAGUGAAAAAAUAGAAUUUGUAAACUGUAAUGAAUUUUUUUAUCCUGUUGUUCUAAUAUUGACAAUUUAUGGUCUUCGUGCUACAAAACUAUCUAAUUGCUGGGAAAUUGAUUGAACCUAUUAAUGUUUUGUCUCUUAAUGAAACUUUACUGGACUGCACUAUGUAUUUACACGACUUGUUUGUACUAAGUAAUAGACAAUGUAUUUUAUUUUAGUAAUUGCUUUACUUGACUGAAUAUUCUGUAAAAUUUUUUAUAAUAAAUUUGUCAAAGUGUUUUAUAUUUAUG